Chelonia mydas (Green sea turtle) is the source of this 5769-nucleotide messenger RNA. It is a transcript of the gene SPOPL, whose product is annotated as speckle type BTB/POZ protein like. The record is from RefSeq and is a predicted model, not a curated record. Lineage: Eukaryota; Metazoa; Chordata; Testudines; Cheloniidae. The transcript is spliced from 11 exons. Gene Ontology annotation, molecular function: ubiquitin protein ligase binding. Gene Ontology annotation, biological process: proteasome-mediated ubiquitin-dependent protein catabolic process; regulation of proteolysis. Gene Ontology annotation, cellular component: nucleus; cytoplasm. The coding region runs from base 454 to 1632 and encodes 392 amino acids.
GGGGCGGACGCCGCGCUGCGGGCGCUGGCGCCGCCGUUAGACUGGCGGGCGGAGCGCGCGCGGGGAGCAGAGCCCUCGCCUGCGCAGCACGUGGCAGCGCCCGUCCCCGCGAGAACCCGGAUGUGAGAUCAUCCCUGCACGCAGCGUGACCCCCUCCCUGCCCGGAAGUGAGGCGGCUGGGGCUGUACGGGAGCCGGGAGGUGUCGGGCAGGGGUGGGUUGGGGCGGGGGGUCUGGGCUUCGUCCCCGGCGCUCGUAGCAAGGAAGGUUGUGAGGGGGCGGAAAUGUGGCUCCGCGACCGCCCUGCCUCGCCGCUCCCCCCUCCCACCGGGCACCAGUGACCGCCCGCCAGCAUGAGACCCGCCGCCGAGCCGCUUAGCCCGCGCCGCGCUCCGGAAAAUUGCUGAAGAGUGGUCUGCUGCCGUGAUACUGUAAAUCUGCAAUAAAGGUGGCAAUGUCGAGAGUCCCCACCCCUCCACCACCUGGAGAGAUGUCCAGUGGACCUGUGGCCGAAAGCUGGUGUUACACACAGGUGAAAGUAGUAAAAUUUUCCUACAUGUGGACCAUUAAUAACUUCAGUUUUUGCCGAGAAGAAAUGGGUGAAGUUUUAAAGAGUUCUACAUUUUCAUCAGGGCCAAAUGACAAAAUGAAGUGGUGCCUGAGAGUAAACCCAAAGGGUUUAGAUGAUGAAAGCAAAGACUACCUGUCAUUAUAUUUGCUUUUAGUCAGUUGUCCAAAAAGUGAAGUCAGAGCAAAAUUCAAAUUUUCCCUUCUGAAUGCUAAAAGAGAAGAAACAAAAGCAAUGGAAAGCCAAAGAGCAUAUCGAUUUGUGCAAGGCAAGGAUUGGGGUUUUAAAAAAUUUAUCCGAAGAGAUUUUUUACUUGAUGAAGCUAAUGGUUUGUUACCAGAUGACAAGCUUACAUUAUUUUGUGAGGUAAGCGUGGUCCAAGACUCAGUAAAUAUAUCAGGACAGUCUAAUACAAACACUUUGAAGGUACCUGAAUGUCGACUAGCAGAAGAUUUAGGGAAUCUCUGGGAAACCACAAGAUUUACAGAUUGCAGUUUUUGUGUAGGAGGACAAGAAUUCAAAGCUCAUAAGUCUGUCCUUGCAGCUCGUUCACCAGUUUUUAAUGCAAUGUUUGAACAUGAAAUGGAGGAAAGCAAAAAGAAUCGUGUAGAAAUAAAUGAUGUAGACCCUGAGGUUUUUAAAGAAAUGAUGAGAUUCAUUUACACAGGGAAAGCGCCAAACCUUGACAAAAUGGCUGACAACUUGUUGGCAGCUGCAGACAAAUAUGCACUGGAACGGCUGAAGGUCAUGUGUGAGGAGGCACUCUGUAGUAACCUCUCAGUAGAAAACGUUGCUGACAUUCUUAUCCUCGCAGAUUUGCACAGCGCAGAACAGUUGAAAGCACAAGCAAUAGAUUUUAUUAACAGGUGCAGUGUUCUUAGACAACUUGGGUGUAAAGAUGGGAAAAACUGGAAUAGCAACCAAGCAACAGACAUAAUGGAAACAGCAGGCUGGAAGUCCAUGAUCCACUCUCAUCCUCACUUAGUGGCAGAGGCCUUUCGAGCAUUAGCAUCUGCACAGUGUCCACAGUUUGGCAUUCCACGCAAACGACUAAAGCAGUCAUGAAAUCUUCCAUGAACUUUAGAGAAACUGAAAUGACUCUACUCCUCCAUGUCCAGAGGUGUUUUCACAAACCAUAACAAGAAUUUUUGUUAUCCUUGUCCACAGAACAGAAGCUGAAAAAGCCUAUUGUUUGCUUUUCAGUUGGAUAAUUUAUGGUUUAAUCCUCAGCUUUAAAUUAGACUGAUUACUCUCUAAUUCACUGAAAGGCCUUAAAUUAUCUUCAAUGACUCUCUAGUCCAUAUAGUCUAAUGUAUCUUGAUUUUUUUUUUUAUUGUGCCUUGUCUUUCUGACUAGGCUAUGCAGGAUUGCACUAGCUCCAUAAUGCAGUAAAGUUGAUAACUGAAGAUUAACUUUUGAAAGGGAUCUUCCAUUAUUUUCAAAAAAAAAAAAAAAAAAAAUGAAGAUUAUAGUUUGGUUCUGUGCUAACUGGAAGGUUUCAACUAGACUCUCUUUAAAAGGACUUGAACUGGAGGCACAUAAUGUGCCCCCAAUCCAAGUACAAUACAUAGGGAGAACCAGUUUACUUUCAGAGGAUGCCAACAGGCUAUUAAUGGCAAUAUACUGCUUUGAACAUAAUUUAUUUUUCAUUGUGGGGGCAAAUAUGCAAUGGUUUGGCCCAAAAAUGUAUUUUCAAUAUAGUUUGUAAUGCCUAUUGUGUGUAUGUCAAAGCUGUCCAACGAACGUUAAAAAAGAAACACAUAAUAAACCUUUUGCCUGUGUUUCUUCAUGGUCCAUCACUAGUUUACAUUUAAUGGAGAAUAGGGUGAGAGGUUAAAGAUUUUUCUGUGAAGAAAGAAUAGUAUUGUAUUUGAAGAAAAAUUAUUUAUAUCCCACAUGUAUGGUUACAUAGAAAAGUAAAGGAUGCAUAGAAUGACCAAAUGUAAAUUUAAGAAAUGGGCCAAAUGGAUUCUGAUUAUGCACUUUUAAUGCGUAACUUUUGUAUGUUGUGUGGUACAUAUAUAUUUUGCUUUUGAUGAAUUAAUGAGGUACCGGUAAUUGUGGCGUAACUUUUUAAAUACAUUUUAAGAUGCCCACAGCCACAUGGGAUUUAGUUUUCUUAUUAUGAACAAGAAAAGCAUGUCUUUGAAGACUUAAUUGAACAUGACUAUUGUAAGCUCUCAUGUUCUAUGUUGAAUAUUUUCACAUUUUUGAGAAAGGCAUGUGAAUGACGAAACAAAACUUCGGAAGAGGGUCUGUUCUCCACUCAACAUGUGUGCACAAUUUCCAUUCAUACCAGUGGAAGUAACGUAUAGUAGGAAGAAUAGGUACCUGAAAUGUCAGAUGGUAUUUGCAAGCAUAGACUUGCUUUUUCUAGCAUUUCAGUUGUUGUACUAGCAUUGUGGAUGGUAUAAUGUGAAAAGGAUGAAACAUUUGUAAAGUGCUUAUCAUGGGCCAGUUCUUUAUUAUAUGAACUUCAGCUUUAAUACCAACAUUUUCAGUGUUUGAUAGCUUUGUUUACAAUUGCGGGGGAAAUCUGCAGUAGUGCACAUUCUAAAUGUUUCCUGAGUUAUAACAUUGAAUUUACUGUAAGGGUGGUAAUAUGCUAUAUUUUUUGUUUGGCAAGAUUGCAUUUAACAGUGGGAAAUGAGAGGAGAUCUCACUGUAAUUUAUAAACAUAUUAAGAUAAAGACUUCAGUUUGCCUAUAGACUUACAUGAAAAAUGAAAUUUAAGAUUUACCUUCUGAAAAGAUAUCUCCUUCCUAAGUUCUUUAAGAUUUCUCAGAAUUAAUGCUCAUGAAGUUUUAGGAGGGUAAAGUAUAUAUGCUUUUAUAUUUUGUUACCAAGUAAACCUUUAGCAUAGACCAACCAGAAAUAAGUGCCCAGUCCAGUUUUUAAAAAACAAACCUCCAAAUGCUUGCACACACUGUGUUUGAACUAAAUCUUAAUGUGGCUUAAAUAUAAAAUCUUCUUAGACAAGUAUCUGAACGGUACAGGGGGCAUCUUACCUGACUCUAUUUAUGGAGCAAUUUAUCAGUUUUUUCUUUAAAUAUUCAUCUAAAUUAAGAUUUUGUAAGCAUUCUUCAUAAUAGGGUUUAUAAGGAUCCUUGUUCCCUCCAAAAUAGCGACAUUUUUGCUGCAGUGUGUAUUACAAAUUAGAACUAAUAUAUUCGUACUCAUCAUGAACAAGCUCACUGUUGAAACUUGCAGCUCUAAUAUACAAAGUGACUUGAAUAUUUAAUACUGUAAUUAUGAUUGUCCAGUUCAGCUUGUUCUAAAUUACAACAUACAGCUAUCUAAUGCGAAGCUUAAGGAUUUUGUUCUGAAGGUUUUUUUAAAAAGCUUAAUGGCACACUUUGUACCAAAAAUUGUCAAACACUGUGCUGUAAGUAUAUCUGCAUUUGUAGAAAUAUCCAUUUUUCCAGUAAGGCAGUGCAUACCAUGUACAGUAAUGGAAAAUCACGACAAUUGAUCUGCUUAUAUUUGAUUUAUUAUGUAUAAUUUUAAGUUUGUCAGCUCUUAAGAAAAAGGUAAAACAAUUGCUGUAUUCUUCAGUGUGCACUAAUUAUUCACCUUCUCAUUCUUGGUUGAACCACAUGCAGUGUUCUCACCCAAAUAAAUAGCUGGUCAGAACAAUUUUCUCCUUUAGAUUCAGCCCCUUGUUUUUAUUCCCCACAUCUCAAGAGUGCGUUCUUUAAAAACACAAUGACCAGUUUUAAGUUCAGCAGAUGUAAAACUCUCUCUAGUAUAAAAGUACAGUUUUUUCGGGCCAGCAUACAGAAAUCCUGAAAAUGUAUUUAGUCUGUUUAAAGGAUUUGGAGCACAAAGUGUAACGGUGUCUUGUUUUUGCUUUCUAACACUAGUCUCUUAAAUAUACAAUAGCUACCACUUUCAAACUUUUCUAGGGAGAACCCUGCAUGUGUGUGUGUGUGUAUCUGCGAUUUUGUGUGGUGCUUUUUUUUUUUAAUGACUUUCUAAAAAUAAGCACUCAGUUCACUGUUGGAAUGAUGGUAGAGCUGAUUACAUCAUUUUUCCAUUUGGACCUUUUCUGGGGAGGUGUUUUGAAUGAAGUUUUAAAAAAAUCCUUGUUUUAUAGUCCAUUUACUGCAUUCUGAAGUAUGAACACAGCGUGCCUUUUCUAAUAUACCUUUGCAAUGAAUACAAGAUUAAUAGGAUAUUAAAUCUUUUAAAAAGGUAUUUUACAAGCUCUUAAGGAGAAUGGUGUUUGGUACAAAAAUAACUAGAGUUGAGGUAGAUACAAGUUAUGGAAUACUGAUUUGAACUCCACCAUGUUUUGCUUGGUUCUUAUUUGGUUCUUAAAUUCAGAUUACUGUCUGGAUAAUAAAUACUAAAACUUUUAACAAGUUUUACAGACUUGUGUAUUAGAUAAUGGUCUCCUGCAAAAAUAUAAUACUGGUUGUAUGAUUACAAACUGAUUUUUUUUUGUUUUGUUUGUGAUUUCUUAAAUGUGGAAAUUGCAAACACAAAGGAAGGUUUAAGUUAUCUAGGGUGAUUUGGGUCUUUCACUUCAAGUAUUUGAUUCUCAUAGUGAUUUAAAUAUUUAGAGUGAAACUCACCACUGUUUAGGGACAGCGUAAGGCCUACGUACCACCUACCUGCAUAGAAUAAUCCACCCUCAUGGAAUAAGACUACUGUUAUAGAAGAUACUAGAGUGCAAACUGAGAUACAACUAAUGCUAUCAAAACUAAUGUUAAAAUCUAGUUUGCCCAAGUUAAAUAUUCUUAAUUUUAAUUUACACUAAAAUUCACUAUUAACUUUUCUCUCAAAUGGCAUUGAUCUCACGGUAGGUGUGUAGUUUAUAGUCUAUCUUAAUUAGUCUCGCAACUUGGCUUUUGUUUGCAGUAAAUGGACUUAGUUUGGAAAGGGAAUUCAUUUUUUUAAGUGUUUGCAUUGGUAGACUUCAUCAUCUCUGUAACCUAGCUAAUCCUGGUUUUUGAGACUUCAAAAAAGAAGGCUUAACAUAAAUGAGUCCUAUUUUAGAAAUGAAACAAAUGAAAUGAUUUAGACCUGUUUUGAGGUGGAAAUGAUUAAGAGAAUUCAGAUAUGUGAACACUUGCAUCAAACCAUCCAGCAUUUUUAUCAGCUGAUGUUAAUGGUGAAAUACUUUUUGUAUCUUGUUGCUGAAAAUAUUUUUUGCAUUUCAGCACAUCAAGUUACAAUAAAGUUGUUACUUAUACAGAA